This is a messenger RNA of Medioppia subpectinata, 528 nucleotides long. Lineage: Eukaryota; Metazoa; Arthropoda; Arachnida; Sarcoptiformes; Oppiidae. The record is from the annotation of a GenBank genome assembly.
UCAAUUGUAUUGUGAUUUCAUAUACUGUUUGACACCAAUUGUGACCACAUUUCGGAUCAAAUACACCGGUCAUCAAUGUCUGAGAUCGAGGAGUCGUUGAAGCGGAUCCAUGGGUCGCAUAAGGGAGUGAUUGGUGUGAUUGUUGUGGACUCGGAUGGAGUGGUGAUUAAGACAACGCUGAAUGAGAGCACAGAUGUGCAGCAGUCGUAUGGACUGACCAUCAGUCAGAUGGUAGAGAAGGCCAAACAGGCCCUCAGAGACAACGAUGAGCUCACUUUCCUCAAGAUUAAGACCAAACGACACGAAUUCAUUGUCGUUCCCGAUAAGGAUUAUAUGUUGAUAUCACUAAUCAAUCCGAAUGAGUCCAGCGCUUAAAUUAUUGGUUUUAUAUACACUUUACUUAAAUUAUUUCAUAUUUACGGCAAUUAUUGAUUGAGAUUCAGUUAAAUGUCAAAAUUGUAUGAUUUUAUUCAACUAAUUAUUUUUUAAUACUUUUUUUAGUAAAUAAAUUUACUAUUGUUUAAAACA